Molecule: messenger RNA, 1429 nt
Organism: Xyrauchen texanus (razorback sucker)
Lineage: Eukaryota; Metazoa; Chordata; Actinopteri; Cypriniformes; Catostomidae
Product: ras-related protein Rab-21
Exons: 7
Coding region: 204-854 (216 amino acids)
Biological process (GO): Rab protein signal transduction
Molecular function (GO): GTP binding; GTPase activity
Source: RefSeq, a predicted model, not a curated record
GCGAAACGCCAUUAGAUUGUUGAUCGUAGAGAUCCGUCAGGAGUGAAUCAGGAUUUAAUAGAGUGUAUGCGCUCAAAGUGCGUAAGAAGCGCACAGCAACGAUUCUUUGGUGUAUUGCGUUCAUAGGAGUCUCUAUGGCUGCUGUGAUCGGUUAGAGGCUUGGAUCAGGCGUUGUAUUUCGGUCGGAGUUUGAGAGUUUGAGCAUGGCGGCGGCUGGAGGGAAGACAUACUCGUUCAAGGUGGUGUUGCUGGGGGAGGGAUGCGUCGGAAAAACAUCGUUGGUGCUGCGAUACUGCGAGAACAAAUUCAACGACAAGCAUAUCACUACUCUACAGGCAUCAUUUCUCACAAAGAAGCUCAACAUCACAGGGAAGAGAGUAAAUCUGGCUAUAUGGGACACAGCUGGUCAGGAGCGUUUCCAUGCGCUUGGACCCAUCUACUACAGAGACUCAAAUGGAGCCAUUCUGGUAUAUGACGUCACAGAUGAGGACUCGUUCCAGAAGGUGAAAAAUUGGGUAAAAGAAUUAAAGAAAAUGUUGGGGAAUGAAAUCUGUUUAUGUAUAGUAGGCAAUAAAAUUGACCUGGACAAAGACAGACAUGUUUCAGUUGAAGAGGCAGAAGGGUAUGCAGAGUCAGUGGGUGCAAAACACUAUCACACAUCAGCCAAAUUAAACAAAGGAAUAGAGGAGCUGUUUCUGGACUUGUGUAAACGUAUGAUGGAGAGUGCUCAGGCAGAUGAGAGAUUGAGGGGGAAUGGUGCGAGUCAUACGAGCACACGAGCAAGAGGCGUUCAGAUCGUCGACGAUGAACCACAAGCUGCCAUUGCCGCCGGAGGCUGCUGUUCAUCCGGCUAAAUUCAAUGAACCCUUUUACCUGGGACUAAUAAUGCCCCGUUCUGUGUACAAACUGCCACUAGCCACAGCUACACACAUACGCUACAGCGCUGUCAUUUAACAGUUUGGUCCUUAGUGAAACGGUUGAUUUAAAAACUCUUGACUUUGGGGUAUGAAAAUGCCCGAUUGCCCCACACUGACGAUAAAUUAAUAUCAAUUAAAAAAAAAUAGCUACAAACAUGCAGUGAUAUAUUUCCCGAACUAUCUGAUGCGUUUGCUCUUUUUCUUUUGCCAUGGUGUUGUGCAUGUAGAAUCUUUAAUAUCCUCAUUUUGUUUUACGUCAAAGAAAAAAGAAAGAAAAUCUUUAUUAUUUAAUAACUUAUUUACAAGUUAUAUCAAACAUCUACAUGUCUAAAGAACUUUUGCACUUGUAUUAGUUGAUGGGCUUUUUUCAUUCUCAUACAGACUCAUUCUGUCAUUCAAAUCUUCUGUAUCUUUCUUAAAAUAAGAAAUUAAAAACCAUCUAGAACAUUUAAACUCCUUGUAGAUUUUGUCUUUCUCUCUCUUUCUGUUGCUGAUUUACCACUAUAAUUUGA